Suillus plorans is the source of this 826-nucleotide messenger RNA. RefSeq lists its product as uncharacterized. The transcript has 2 exons. The record is from RefSeq and is a predicted model, not a curated record. The coding region runs from base 131 to 649 and encodes 172 amino acids. Lineage: Eukaryota; Fungi; Basidiomycota; Agaricomycetes; Boletales; Suillaceae.
CUCUUGUCGCGCUGCGGUGGGAACAGCGCCAUAGAGCAGGCAAGUUAAAAGCGAUAAAUGCAACUCAUUCUGCAGAACCCAGAAGACACAUCAACCAACUCCACGUAAACCAACUCCUCUCUGAUCCAAUAUGAACCCAGUUCGUUCGUCUGACAAGUCCAUGGUCCAAGAUAUGCUCCUGGAAUUCAAUGGGGUGAAUCCCAUCCUGAUCGCUCGGGAUGCUCUGCAUGAACAUGAUACCGAGGUCAGAGUGCACCCGUGUGACUGGAAGGGGGACUGCAGGAUGCACAUUCCUGUGGAGCUCAAGCAGGUUUCUAAACAUCUCAAGCAACAUCAUGGUAUCAGCACCAGUGCCACCAGCGGGGACACGCAAAAAAUUACCUGUCUUUGGACUGGUUGUCUCGAUACCCAUACGAAACCAGGGAAUAUCUCACGUCAUGUCCUGACGCAGCAUCUUGGGGUACGAUGGAUUUGCUCGAAGUGUGGGUCUUCACUCUCGCGAGAGGAUGCCUUUCGACGACAUUCGCUCGAAAGUUUGAGCUGCCAGUCUGCGGAAGUCGUUGUUGACUACGGAGACGAAUCACAGGUCAUUGACCUAGUGUACAUUGAUGGAGGUUGGUCGGCUAGCCAGAACGUCAUGUUGAUAUAGUCCUCGGUGUUACCUUACAGUGAUAUCCCUAUUAUUUUGUAUUCCAACCUCAUAUGUAUCUCCCUAUAGCUCCUGUCCGUCAUUAGUAAUGUCCUACCGUAUACUCCUACUUAGUUGAUCUACAAUAUUUAUACUGGAAAUUAUGUAUUUUUUCCUUGGAUCUCGUUGUGGUGUCGA